Messenger RNA from Dromiciops gliroides (monito del monte), 1991 nucleotides. It is a transcript of the gene FTCD, whose product is annotated as formimidoyltransferase cyclodeaminase. Lineage: Eukaryota; Metazoa; Chordata; Mammalia; Microbiotheria; Microbiotheriidae. The transcript has 14 exons. Gene Ontology annotation, molecular function: folic acid binding; transferase activity. The record is from RefSeq and is a predicted model, not a curated record. The coding region runs from base 176 to 1801 and encodes 541 amino acids.
CCACAGGGAUGAGUACAGUUUAGUGGGUGCUGGUGUAAAGGACCCUGGACACCCUUGGGAGAGCGUGUGCUUCCACUGCGGGUUGACUGGACGACUAAGAAAACAGCUCUCGGUUCAUUGUAGACACACGAGGGUCUUCCAGGUUGGGAAUUGGGGGCCCAAAGGCACCUCCAGGAUGUCUCAGCUGGUGGAGUGUGUCCCCAACUUCUCUGAGGGGAACAACCAAGAGGUCAUUGAUGCCAUUGCCCAGGCCAUCUCGCAGACUGCAGGCUGCGUCUUACUGGACGUAGAUGCAGGCCCUUCCACCAACCGCACGGUGUACACCUUCGUGGGCACCCCACAAGAUGUCAUGGAAGGGGCUUUGGAGGCUGCUCGAGUGGCCUUCCAGCUCAUUGACAUGACUAAACACAAAGGUGAACAUCCCCGAAUGGGUGCCCUUGAUGUCUGCCCCUUCAUCCCAGUGAAGAACGUCACUAUGGACGAGUGCGUUUUGUGUGCCCACACCUUUGGCCAGAGGCUGUCACAGGAACUCAGGGUGCCAGUUUAUCUGUAUGGGGAAGCAGCUCAGCAGGAGAAGAGGAGAACAUUGCCUGCCAUCCGAGCAGGUGAAUAUGAAGCUCUGCCUGAAAAACUCAAGAAGGCUGAGUGGGCUCCUGAUUUUGGUCCCAGUACCUUUGUACCCAGCUGGGGGGCCACAGUCACAGGGGCCCGGAAGUUCCUCAUCGCGUUCAAUAUCAACCUUAUCUGUACCAAGGAGCAGGCCCACCGGAUUGCUCUGAACAUUCGGGAGCAGGGACGGGGGAAAGACCAGCCUGGGCGGCUGAGAAAGGUUCAGGGCCUAGGCUGGUACCUGGAUGAGAAGAACAUUGCACAGGUGUCCACCAACCUCCUGGAUUUUGAAAUCACUGCCCUCCACACAGUGUACGAGGAAACCUGCAAAGAUGCCCAGGAGCUGAACCUGCCAGUUGUGGGCUCUCAGCUGGUGGGCCUGGUCCCUCUCAAGGCCCUUCUCAACACUGCAGAGUUUUAUUGCAAGAAGGAGAACCUCUUCAUUCUGGAGGAGGAGCACAAAAUCCGCCUGGUGGUGAAUAGGCUGGGCCUGGACUCCCUGUCACCCUUUCAUCCAAAGGAGCGCAUUAUUGAGUACAUGGUUCAGGACGGCGGGAUGAGUGGGGGCCUGGUCUCAAAGUCUCUUUGUGCUUUUGUUUGUGAUGUUGGGGCCCGCUCUGCAGCUCCAGGGGGAGGCUCGGUGGCCGCAGCGGUGGCCGCUAUGGGAGCGGCCCUGGGCUCCAUGGUGGGGCUGAUGACCUACGGAAAGAGACAGUUUGAGCACCUGGACCCAGCCAUGAGGAGGCUCAUCCCGCCUUUUCAUCAAGCAAUGAAAGAGCUGCUUGUCAUGGUGGACACGGACACGGAGGCCUUCAGCGGCUACAUGGAAGCUGUGAAGAUGGCCAAAAACACACCCGAGGAAAAGGAACGGCGCACUGCUGCCAUGCAGGAAGGGCUGAAGAAGGCCAUCGGGGUCCCCUUAGGCCUGGCACAGAAAGUGAAUACCCUGUGGCCGAGUUUGAAGGAGAUGGCACUUUAUGGGAACCUCUCGUGCAGAUCGGACCUUCAGGUGGCUGCCAAAGCUUUAGAAACAGGUGUUUUUGGGGCCUAUUUCAACGUACUCAUCAAUCUAAAGGAUAUAACUGAUGAACGAUUUCGGAAACAGGUGCAUGAAAAAAUUUCUUGCCUCCUGGAGGAAGCUCAGAGCAACACUACCUCUGUGCUGGAGUCCUUGGCAGCUCGAACAGAGUGAAGAGCCUGGCGCCAUCUCGGGGAGAUCAAGCCAACUGGAGCCAUUGCUCCACCCACUCAUUUACCCACUCAUCCACCAACCAAUCCAUCCACCUACUCCUCCACCUAUCCAUCCAUCCAUCCAUCCACCUAUCUAUCCAUCCAUCCAUCUACUCAUCCAUCCAUCCAUCCACCUACUCAUCCAUCCAUUC